GUUUAUUUACCAUUGUUUUACUACUGUAGAAUUUUUCCUUCUUUCUAGCAAUGCGAUGUCAGGCGUGGCGGUGGUAGCUCACGAAUACUAAGACAUGACUUGAGACUAUCGCGUGAAGCGACCGCCGAAAUGAGCCGCGAUCGCGUCUUAUUUCCGACACCGCUCGUCUCCAGAAGCUCAAAUUUCCUCGACAAUAGCUCAAUUGGAGCUGCAGCUCGGUAGCUGGAUCUUGUACUCUUUAAAUCAAUCAAUUGGAAGAAGUCUGGCACUGGGAUCCGACACAAUGGCCAUAGAACCCUCAUCAUCCCUCCCGCCCGACCUGUUCGACCAAACAACAAUCAUCUCCCUCCUCUCGACUCUUGCAAUCGUCUUCGCCGCCUAUGCUGCCUCUUUGAGAUUCUUACCAUCCUCCUCCUCGGGGGUUCUCCGGUUUCUCUUUAUAUGGCAUCUCGCCGAUGCGCUGUGUCAUUUUCUCCUCGAAGGCAGCUUUUUAUACCACUGCUUCUUCUCGCAUCAGCCCCUCGCCGAUGAUGCGAAGACGGACCUGUUCCCAACACCUCCUGGAUUCUUAGGUUAUAGCGAUCGAGUAUAUGGUGCGCAGUCAGGUGGAAGUAAUCCGUUUGCCCAGCUGUGGAUGGUAUAUGCGAGGGCUGACAAGAGAUGGGCUGGUGUCGACUUGGGGGUUGUGAGUCUGGAGUUGUUGACUGUGUUCUUUGAUGGGCCUUUAGCUGUUUAUGUGUGCUACUGUCUCGCUAAGAAGGACCCCAAGGUCAGCAUCUGGAUGAUUGUCCUGGCUACUUGUGAGCUGUACGGCGGAUUCAUGACUUUCUGUCCUGAAUGGCUCAUUGGAAGUGCCAAUCUCGACACGAGCAACUUCAUGUACCUUUGGGUUUACCUAUUCUUCUUCAACACUCUCUGGGUCUGGAUUCCGCUUUGGGUCAUUUGGUACUCAGUCAAGGACAUCUCAAAUGCCCUGAAUCUGCGCCAAAGUAAGAAGACUCUCUAGACACCAAGUGGCCACAAGCCAUGAAAUCAUUUUAUAUUUGCAGUAUAUAUAUAGUGUUGUUGAACUGCAGGGAUAUGGGUGCAGAACGCAAAGCCCGGCUGGGGCACUGAGAUAAUGGAUGUGGGCUAGGGGCAGUCAUGCAGAGCCUCUUGUGAAGAGUUUCUUUUAAUCCAAGCCUAGAUACCUGAAGCUUAGAUCUAGGCCUUAUCAUAGAUCCUGAAGAUUAGGAUAACAUCGUCGUAAGAGCCGUAAAGCUUAUGGUCAGGUCAUCGUAAGUUCCUUAACAUUGUUCGUCCUCUAUUGCAUGGGUAAUAAUUA
This is a messenger RNA of Fusarium oxysporum Fo47, 1324 nucleotides long. Its product is annotated as Emopamil-binding protein. Gene Ontology annotation, biological process: sterol metabolic process. The transcript has 2 exons. Gene Ontology annotation, cellular component: endoplasmic reticulum; membrane. Gene Ontology annotation, molecular function: cholestenol delta-isomerase activity. Bases 284 to 1006 code for a protein of 240 amino acids. NCBI's taxonomy places the organism in Eukaryota, Fungi, Ascomycota, Sordariomycetes, Hypocreales, Nectriaceae. The record is from RefSeq and is a predicted model, not a curated record.